Messenger RNA from Adineta steineri, 279 nucleotides. The record is from the annotation of a GenBank genome assembly. NCBI's taxonomy places the organism in Eukaryota, Metazoa, Rotifera, Eurotatoria, Adinetida, Adinetidae.
AUGCUACGAAAAUAUUAUUUUGAUCCUCGUCGUUAUCAUAACUUCUUAGAUGAUGUUUUUAUGAACGAAGAUGAAACUCCUGGACAUCCAACAUUAGCACAAAUGCGUAGUGCGAUGCAAGCAUCAGAAAAAUAUUAUGAAUUGUGGAAAGUCAGAGGUGAUUUCGAUUUAGCAGCUUUUUAUGAGCAUUUUGUUAGGGGUAAUUUUGAUAAUCUGUGUAUUCAUGUCACCCAGUUAUUCGAGGAUGGUGAAUAUACACUAACUCGUAAGCAAUAUUAA